AUGGAGGUGGCGGACCCGCAGCAGCUGGGCAUGUUUACAGAGGGCGAGCUGAUGUCGGUGGGGAUGGACACAUUCAUCCACCGGAUCGACUCCACCGAGGUCAUCUACCAGCCCCGCCGCAAGCGGGCCAAGCUCAUCGGAAAGUACCUGAUGGGGGACCUGCUGGGGGAGGGGUCGUACGGCAAGGUGAAGGAGGUACUGGACUCGGAGACACUGUGCAGAAGAGCCGUCAAAAUCCUCAAGAAGAAGAAGUUGCGAAGGAUCCCCAACGGGGAGGCCAACGUGAAGAAGGAGAUCCAGCUGCUGAGGAGGCUGCGGCACAGGAACGUCAUCCAGCUAGUGGAUGUGCUGUACAAUGAGGAAAAGCAGAAGAUAUAUCCUGCAGGGGGUGGGGAGGGCCCAUCCUGUCCAGAGCAGGGUGCCUGCUGCGUGUUUUCCUUAGCACGGCCCACGUACAUGGUGAUGGAGUACUGCGUGUGUGGCAUGCAGGAGAUGCUGGACAGCGUGCCUGAGAAGCGCUUCCCUGUGUGCCAGGCCCAUGGGUACUUCUGCCAGCUGGUGGACGGCCUGGAGUACCUGCACAGCCAGGGCAUCGUGCACAAGGACAUCAAGCCCGGCAACCUGCUGCUCACCACUGGUGGCACGCUCAAGAUCUCUGACCUGGGUGUGGCUGAGGCACUGCACCCGUUUGCUGAGGAUGACACGUGUCGGACCAGCCAGGGCUCCCCAGCGUUCCAGCCACCUGAGAUCGCCAAUGGCCUGGACACCUUUUCUGGCUUCAAGGUGGACAUCUGGUCAGCGGGAGUCACGCUGUACAACAUCACAACAGGCCUGUACCCGUUCGAGGGCGACAACAUCUACAAGCUGUUUGAGAACAUCGGGAAGGGGGACUAUACCAUCCCGGGGGACUGUGGGCCCCCACUCUCAGACCUGCUCAGAGGAAUGCUGGAGUAUGAGCCGGCCAAGCGGUUCUCCAUACAGCAGAUCCGGCAGCACAGUUGGUUCCGGAAGAAGCACCCGCCAGCCGAGCAGCCGGUGCCCAUCCCGCCCAGCGCGGACUGCAAGGACCGGUGGCGGGGCAUGACAGUGGUGCCCUACCUGGAGGACCUGCACGGCUGUGCCGACGACGUGGAUGACGAGCUCUUCGACAUUGAGGACGACGUCAUCUACACUCAGGACUUCACAGUGCCCGGUCAGGUCCUGGAGGAGGAGGCUGGGCGGAGCACACAGAACCGGGUCCUUGCCAAGGCUGUGUGCGUGAAUGGCACCGACACCACCCAGCUGAACACCAGGUCGAGGGCAGAGCGCCGGGCCAGCGCUGCCUCCAACCCUGCCCGCAAGGCCUGCUCGGCCAGCAGCAAGAUCCGCCGGCUGUCGGCCUGCAAACAGCAGUGAGGGUGGCUGCCCGCAGGUGACCAGAGAUUCCUGGGGUGGCCCCUUGAGGCAGUGCAGCUCUCCCUGGCCAGUGGAGGUGUCUGACAGCACUGCGUGACUAGGCCUCCGUUUUCUCAUCUUCUGGAGGGAUCCAGGGAGAGCGUGCUGCCUGUGACACAGGACCUUGCUUGGCCCAGAAGUGACCUGCCUGUGUCCUGGUCUCAGUCCGUCUCCAGGAGCCCCGGCCAGGUCCUGCUCAGUCUUCCCGUCGACGGCUGGCCUGCUGCCCACCGCCCAGGAAGGCUGCCACAGCGCCCUCUGUGCUGACUGCUCCUCUGGAAGCCAGAGGGUCCUGGAGGACUGUGGCUGUGCGACAGCAGGGACUGGGAUCUGGCCCUCCCUCGGCGGCCGGUGGACACGACCUCCUGCUGACUGCAAUCCUGUGCUGAGCCCCUUCCCCCAGCUAGGGGAGGAGGGAGAGGGCCAGGUGUGGCCCCAUGCCAGCCUUCGCCAUGCACUUUACGUUGAGACUACUGGUUCUCGUCCACCCCAACUCCUCUUUUUACUCUGCCACUGGUUAGCACCUCCCACACCUGGUGAUGUGUUCAUAUCAACCACAGCCGCAGCGGGAUGGGCAUGACGCACAGGCCUGCCGACCCAGAUGCAUGCCCAUGCCCAAGGGAACCAGGCGGCCUCCUUGUGUUCGUUGUUUGGUUGGUUCCUUUUUAUUUUUAUUUUUUAAACAAAAAAUAAAACAGGUGGAUUUGA
Cervus elaphus (red deer) is the source of this 2142-nucleotide messenger RNA. RefSeq names its product serine/threonine kinase 11 (gene STK11). NCBI's taxonomy places the organism in Eukaryota, Metazoa, Chordata, Mammalia, Artiodactyla, Cervidae. Gene Ontology annotation, biological process: protein phosphorylation; glucose homeostasis; positive regulation of vesicle transport along microtubule. Gene Ontology annotation, molecular function: protein kinase activator activity; ATP binding; protein serine/threonine kinase activity. The coding region runs from base 1 to 1395 and encodes 464 amino acids. The transcript is spliced from 10 exons. Gene Ontology annotation, cellular component: cytoplasm; nucleus. The record is from RefSeq and is a predicted model, not a curated record.